Messenger RNA from Microbotryum saponariae, 4100 nucleotides. The record is from the annotation of a GenBank genome assembly. Lineage: Eukaryota; Fungi; Basidiomycota; Microbotryomycetes; Microbotryales; Microbotryaceae.
AUGGUCAGUCCUUAUGUCACAGCUCCGAUUCACGUCGUCACCGCUUUCCUGAGCGCCGGCGCGUGUGCAGGCCAACGCGCGCGCGUGCCGCGGUGCAUGCAGCGCGUCCGGCCGCGUGCGGUUGGUUGGUCGGGGGCGUCCGUCCCUUCCAUGACUGCGUCAAGAUCUCCGGGCCUGGCUCGGACUAGGGCAUAAACUGAUCUUCGAAGAACGCCUUUCAAUCUACAGGAUAUCUACACUACCUGCUUCAAUCUACCCCAGCAGGGGCUCCACCACCAAGCCCAAGCGCAGAUUCUGUCGCAUUCGCCGUCGGCCUCAUUCGAUACGGAUUUGAAUCACCAUACCGGGGGCCCCCAGGCUCGCGCGCAACUUCCGACCAGCUCCAACAACACCAGUGCUGCGUCACACCGUCGUACUGUCAGCUCCAUCGUGCAAAGAUCGCCGCUUCUCUCCGAGGAACGUCCCGGCGGGCCGCUCCCAACUAACUCGCAGCCCUCCCUGUCCAAAUCUUCGUCGUCGCACAACCCCCGCACGUCGCUCUCGUCGUCGUCCGAUGGCACCGCGGCCGAGUCGACGUCAAGCGAAGGUGGAGGCGGCCCAUCGAUGAGGAGGAGCUCGACAGCAGCUUCUUCGAUUCUGACAGAGACAACAGCGACGAACGGGCCUUUCGGCACGUCUUGCGGCGAUUCGAGCUCGGUCCGUCUCGUUCGAUCGGCCUCGUCCUCUUCGGCACUCUCGAUGACUCGAGCCAAUUCGACCGAUCUGAACGAAGCCAUGCAAAAGCUCUGCGUUGAUGCGAUGACCGCCAACCAGUGCCUCGUCUCCUUCACCCCAUUGGACGAUCCAUCUUGGCCAGCGCUUGCUGCGCUCGCAGAUCCGACGAAUGCAGCGAUCUGCAAGUACAACUUCCACGUCAGUGGUGAUUAUCAGCACGUCAUGAGCGCACGCGGCAACCUCUUGCGAGACAGUCCCUUCAAAGUGAGUCAUGACUGUCGAUGAAGCUGUACCCUCGCAGUUCUCUCGAGCUGACAGUCCCCUCGAUAUUUUCUCACCGCAGCGCAAGUCGAUCGUCAAGGUGCCGCGCUCCGAGGUUCUCGAUGGCAAGGAGAACGUCAAGACCGAAAUGCGACGCCGACUCGACGAGAUCGCCUCGGUCACCCGUGCCCACCUGGCUAUCGUUGGCCACGCGGCCAACAGCAUCGGCUUCGGCCUCGAAGCCGAGCGCAAUGUAGAGAUCGUCAUCACGGGCACUUUCGAGAGUGUCGAGCAUGCAAGGGUGAAGCUGCUUGUGCUUCUGGAUGAGCUGGUGAGUAUUGAGCCAACGCAUCUGCAGCUGUGAUCAGUUCAUUGAUCUCUUUUUCAAUAUGGACAAUGACCCAGGGCGGACUUCACCAUGAGAUGUGCGAGAUCGAUUACAAGCUACACAACAUCAUCGCCGGUCGUAGACGCUGCGUCAUCCAACAGAUCCAGGAGGAAACAGCGACCAACAUCUACUUCCCUACGUCGUUGUCGGGUGUCAUUGGUCAGAGGGUGCCGAGUCUCUUGGUGAAGCAGAACGUUGUCCACAUCACUGGAGAGUUCUUUGGCGUGCAACGAGCUCGCGACCUGCUGUUCCAAAUCUCCAUGCACAAGGUCUGUGGCUUCGGCGCCCGAUAUUCAUCGUGCGCAGUCGGCAUGCCCUAGGCUGACUCUUCAUGCGCCGCCGCUACGCACAGAGCAAGUGUGUCAUCUCGCGUGACACGGCCAUCCUGCCGCGCAAAGUCGACUGGAUGCUCUCGGCUCGACUGGACGACCUCAAGCAGAUCAUGCACGACAACGGCACCUUCAUCAACUUCCCUCCCAUUGGCAGUCAGGCGAGCAUGAUCUCGGUGUAUGGUGAUCACCGCGUUCACAUUGAGCGCACGAUCCGCGCGAUUAUGGGCCUGGUGAGUCAUUUCGGAGCUCUCGCAAUCUCUGCACAUCUGAGAGGCAAGUCGCUCACGAGACCCACUUGAACGUGUACAGGCUUGCGAAUUCUACGUCGCUUCGUUCUGGCUCCUUCCAAUCACCUUCGACGCCUUCAUGGCUCCUCCGGCCCUCAAUCCGGCACAGAUCCAGCCCUUCCUCCGUCACAUCGCCGUCGUUUCAGGCGCCGAAGUCGUCUUCAAGAGCAACUGCUUCGAGUUCCACGGUCUCGAAUCCGAGGUCCGAGCGGCCGUGCAGAUUGUCUUGGACUCGGACGUUGUGAAGGUGAGCUGCACGCAGAGAGAUGAUUCGGCGAUCUUAGCUGACUCCGCGGCUUUUUUGUGGUCCUCCAGCAGUUCCAUCAUGAGGUUCGCUUCCAGAUUGAGCUCGCGAACGAGCACCGCGAGUUCAUCUCGGGCAAGAAGAACGGCAAGUUGAACAAGAUCAUGAAGUCCGCCAACGUCAAGAUCAAGUUCGAGACGUUCAACGACUACAACUUCCUCAUUGAUAUCGCCGGUCAUGACGUUUCGGCCUUGCAUGGCCUGACGAUGCUGCAAGAAGAGCUGCCGGCCGAGAUCUCGUUCCAUGUUCCCGAAGCCUAUCACAAGCGCAUCAUCGGUGUCGGCGGUAAGAACAUCCAACGCAUCAUGAAAAAAUACGGUGUCUAUGUUAAAUUUUCCAACGCCGACGAAUUUGCGCUUCUGGGUGGCUACGCCGACAACGAGGACAACGUCAUCGCACGUACGCCGGCCAAGAACGCGCUCAACCUCGAGCACCUCAAGCAAGCCGUCAUGGAGUUGAUCCCUCCCAAGGAUAAGGAUUUCUGUUUGGAGACGGUGGCGAUCCCGCGGCGCUACCAUCGAACACUCCUCGGCGAGAAGAGCAUCUUCAUCCACGAUAUCGAGACCAAAACCAACUCAACGGUCCGUUUCCCGAACAAGGAGACGGCUAGCGAUGUCGUUUCGAUCUUUGGACCUGAGGCGCAAAUUCACAUCGCGGCCAAGAUGAUUCUUGACCAUGUGCCCUUCGAAGCGUGAGUCCAUUUGGUCGAGCCUAUGUGUCCAGCUUUGCCCUAACCUUUGACCUGCUUUGACUGGCGAAGCGAGUACCGAAUUCCCCACAGCGCCGAGAUGGCAGCCUUGACUCUUUCGCAAGACUUUGUCGGGUUGACGGAACACAUCAAGCGCAACUUCAACGUCGCGAUCAUGCCGUGGGUUGACCGCUCGGGUGCAAGUGACGAGACGAUCAUCCGUUUCUACCUCAAUCGCAGCAACAUCGAGGUCCUUCCUGCGGCUCGCGAUCUGGUCGAAGAGUACCUCGUCCAGCGCAAGAUCCAACUUUACCCCGGCUCGUUGCGGCCUCGCCCCGACGCUUUCAACGACUCGUUCUCGUUCUUUAACAGCAACCUCUUGGCCACCUCGAGGAGCGAUGCAGUGAGAGAUCUGAGCUCGACCGUCGAUCACAAAUUGCGCCUUGCGGCUUCGUCGCCCAACAUCAAGUCUAUCUUUGAAGCACCCAGUACCACGACGUAUGGCGCCCCUGGCCAGUCACCUCUUCGCAACGCGGCUUCGUUCGUAUACCGCUCUGCAGACCAAGACUACCCUGGAUUCUACCCUCCGACCUCGUCACUUCAGACCAACACGGAGUCUGCGUUCCCGACCAGCCAAUCGCAAGGUCAAGGCAUGCCACCCCCUCCUGGUUCGAACCCGUCCUCGUUCAGCAGUACGACAUCGCAUCGCGGCUGGGGUGCACUCUCUCGAACGUCGCCGUUCGCGUCAUCGAACUCGACCUUUGGAGGUCCGUCGUCAGCGUUCUCCGGCUCUGGAUUCCCCAAGUCUUCAGCGUCUCGCUUCGCGCAAACGGAGGGUGCAACCAGUUCAGCGGUCCCCGUCGCACGUCACCACCCCUCCCCUUCCGACGUCGCUCCCAAGAUUUCGCAUGGCUCUUCCGCGAGCGCUUCGGGCGGCUUUGGUGCCAUCGCCAGCGGUAGCGGCCAUGCGAGUGCUCGCUCGGGUUUGGGUCACCAGCGACCUCGCGGUCUCGCUCAGUCCUUCGAUCUUGGUCUUCAUGGUCCGCUUCGCAAAGAACGCGGAUUUCACCAGUCGCACGAGUUCGUCGAUGAAGUCGAAAGUGCCUUUUCGUCCCUCGACCUUUGA